AUGUCCCCAAACGGGACUGUGGAGAUAGUCGACUUGAGUCAAUCGCUGGAGGAUUCGUCUAUGGCCCUGAGCGAGCUGAAGACGGCCGUUUUGUUCAAUCUCUACACGACAUCGAACCCGGAGGUGGAGGAGGAGUUGUACCUUCUUGACACCUCGACCCUUUCCACAAGCCAUUACAACGUCAGCAAUCCGACACGUUUUGUGAUCCACGGGUGGCAAAGUAGCAAGGCAGAACAAGUAUCCACGUCGAUUCGAGAUGGACAGCAAACUGAUGUUCCUCCUUACCUCGCGGUUGGCGAUUACAACAUUAUCGUUGUGGAUUGGAGCACUCAUGCAGGUUCGAACUACGUUACUGCUCGCACAAAAAUCGUGGCAAUUGGAGAAUACGUAGGGCUGAUGAUCGACUUCCUGGAGGCGAUGGGUUCCAGCGUGGAGGAUAUGAUAAUCGUUGGACAUUCUCUCGGAGCACAUAUUUCCGGUAUGGCGGGGAGAUCGGCGAGCAACACCGUCGGCGCGAUUGUUGAUGAAAGUUGUAAAGAGAAACGAUUGACCGGAUUUAAAAAAACAUCUUUGCCGAUUUCGAUCAGGAUUUAUAAUAUAAUCUCGACGAAAGUUGAUCGUGAAUUUUUCAAACUUUUCAAAUCGUUUGCGUCGUUCUUAAGAAUGUGCAUGGAUCCGGCUGGUCCGCUUUUCUACGUUACGGACACUUUCGCACGUUUGAAAUCUACGGAUGCCAAUUUCGUGCAAGUGAUUCACACGGCCGCCGGGCGUCUUGGCUACAACGGAGAUCUUGGUGACGCGGAUUAUUGGCCUAACGGAGGGUGGUUCCAGAGUGGCUGCGGCCUCGAUCUUUUCGCCACGUGUGCCCACUCACGGUCUUACUUUUACUUCGCCGAGUCCAUCAUCCGGAAUGACAUAACCUAUACUUCCUACGCCUGCGAGAACUACGACGAAUACGAGGCCGAGGCCUGCCAGGAACCAUCAUCUUCCAUAAUGGGCGGAUCCACCCUCGACCUAACAGCCAGCGGUGACUUCUACCUUAAGACAAACUCGGAAGCCCCGUUUGCCCUAAGUUGA
Messenger RNA from Diprion similis, 1077 nucleotides. Its product is annotated as pancreatic triacylglycerol lipase-like. Gene Ontology annotation, biological process: lipid metabolic process. NCBI's taxonomy places the organism in Eukaryota, Metazoa, Arthropoda, Insecta, Hymenoptera, Diprionidae. The record is from RefSeq and is a predicted model, not a curated record. Gene Ontology annotation, molecular function: lipase activity. The transcript is spliced from 6 exons. Bases 1 to 1077 code for a protein of 358 amino acids.